This is a messenger RNA of Cylicocyclus nassatus, 654 nucleotides long. Lineage: Eukaryota; Metazoa; Nematoda; Chromadorea; Rhabditida; Strongylidae. The record is from the annotation of a GenBank genome assembly.
AUGAUGACGAACGCAACAGGAUUCCUAGAAAAAUUUCCUGGUCUCAAACCAACAGUUUUGACCUUGAAUGGGCAGUUUUAUUUCCCGUUCAGGAGGGAGAUUGGCAUUGGUUUGGGUAAGCUUAAAGGAGGCGUCGAAGCAUCUAGAGAAUCCUUGCAGUAUCUCUUGGAGAAUCCGCGAAAAGGUCGUGCUAUUGCAAUAGUGCUCGGCGGUUCACAGGAGCUUCUUGAUGCUCGUCCUGGUGCGCACGUUCUUUAUCUUUCAUCACGACGAGGAUUCUGCCGAUUUGCUCUGCAGUACGGUGCGGAUCUUGUGCCUAUGUACAAUUUUGGAGAAAACGAUGUCUUUAACACUAUCUCGAGCCCUAGAGGUACCGCUCUGAGAAAUUUCCAGGAAUUUAUCAAAAGUCGGACUGGUUUUUGCCCUCCGCUAGCUAAUGGUCGCGGAAUAUUUAACUAUACAUUUGGCUUGCUGCCACAUCGAAGACCAAUUGCCACAGUCAUGGGAGCACCGACAAGGGUCGAUGGAGUUGAGAAUCCCACACGAGAAGAAGACAAACUACAUGCAGAAUAUUGCAAAGCGCUGACGGAGCUUUUCGAAGCUCAUAAGAGUUUACAUAAUGUACCAAAAGAUGCACAUUUGACUAUUUAUUGA